Molecule: messenger RNA, 1386 nt
Organism: Oikopleura dioica
Lineage: Eukaryota; Metazoa; Chordata; Appendicularia; Copelata; Oikopleuridae
Source: the annotation of a GenBank genome assembly
AUGUUGAAAGCAAUCAGAGAGGGCUGGGACAAGCUCUGGGAGAGGCUGCUUCAGGACAACGGAAAGCUGCUGCAUGUUGUUGGUGACUUGAUAGUCAGGCUUAUUGCUGCUUACCUCGCGUAUGAAAGCACAAUGCUGACUAUGAAGUUUAUGCAAUCGCAGCUGAUGGAUGCUGACAAGACUCGUGCUGCGGAAAUAUUGGAGAAAAUGGGCUACAGCGAAAAAUUCGCGGCCGAUUUUUUGCGCUCUGCUCCGAGACACGAAUGGGCCGUGAUCGAACACUUUGUCACCGACUCCGACGAGCUGAACGACAUGGCGGCGGUGAAAGGGCUCAAGAAGGAAAAAGAAACGAUCAACAGGAAUCUGAAGUUCGCUCUGAAUGUCGCCGCCAAUCCCGACUUUGCGAAGCUCGUCAAGGUCACACAAGGACUGCUGAUACCUCCGGGAUGCGGGAAAACAAUGCUCGCCAGGGCGAUUGCAAGAGAAGCUGGCUUUAAUUUUCUCGUCGUCCAGCCCAGUUUAGUCAAUUCGAAAUGGAUCGGCGAGUCAGAGAAGUUCAUCCAGGCGUUUUUCUCUGUCGCGAAAAAGCUUGCUCCAACGGUGAUUUUCGUCGACGAAAUCGACGUUUUCCUCGGCAACCGCAACGACGAAAGCUUCCACGAGCACACGCAAAUCAAGAUUGCCGAGUUUCUCACUGCCUGGGACGGCUUCGAUCAGAACAAGGGAGCCCCAGUCGUCGUAAUCGGCGCGACAAACAGAAAAGACACUCUUGAUGAGGCUAUUCUCCGCCGCCUCCCCAUCAAAGUGGAGAUUCCUCUUCCCAACUCGGAGACCAUCCGGCAGAUUAUCGAGAGCAAACUUCCCAAAGAAGACUUCGACGUCAAAUUCGACUUUGUCCAGCUGAUCGAAAAAAUGAACAACUGGGAUUGCUCUAAAGUACACAACUUCGUCCAGUUCGCCGUUACCUCUGCUGUCCACGAGUUCGUCGAGGAGAGAAGCCAGAAGUUGAAAUUAGGAGAAAGCCUCAGUGAUUACGUUCACACGGCGCUCCAGAAGGAAAUCAAGCAAAUUAUCAUUUCUGGUCAAACAAGCGAAGAAGCUACGAAGGGAGAGGAAACAAGCAGUCCUUCAAAAGUGAACUCUCGUUCUUCAGAAGUUAAAGUAAAGAAGGAAACAUCUGCUUCUCUAGUAAUGCAAUUUCUAAACGGAGUACGUCGUCUUCUUCCAGCACGAAAAACGAGCAGCAGUGAGACAGAAGCGGAAGCGCCAGAAGAACCCAAAAAGGCUUCAUUGCGAGUUCCGAUUCUCCAGAAGCACUUCGAAGAGGCGCUGGAGAACUACCAGCCGCAGAGCGAUAGGGCGGCGUUUUUUAAUUUAUAUUCCUAA